This is a messenger RNA of Diaporthe citri, 489 nucleotides long. RefSeq lists its product as uncharacterized. NCBI's taxonomy places the organism in Eukaryota, Fungi, Ascomycota, Sordariomycetes, Diaporthales, Diaporthaceae. Gene Ontology annotation, cellular component: membrane. Bases 1 to 489 code for a protein of 162 amino acids. Gene Ontology annotation, molecular function: amino acid transmembrane transporter activity. Gene Ontology annotation, biological process: amino acid transmembrane transport. The record is from RefSeq and is a predicted model, not a curated record. The transcript has 2 exons.
AUGGCUCUCGUGGGCACGGCACCGAAGAUCUUUGCCAAGUGCACCAAGAGCGGCGUGCCCUACUACGCACUCGCUGCGAGCGCAUCCAUAUCCCUCCUGGCAUACCUCAACGUCGCCUCGACCGGCGCCGUCGUCUUCAACUGGCUGAUCAACAUUAUCAAUGCCGGUGCCUUCCAAAGCUGGAUCGCACCCUACUUUGCAUGGAUCUGCGGAGUGACCUUCUUCGUCCUCAUGUUGUUGAACGGACUCAAGGUCUUUGUCGGCAACAACUGGGACGUCUCGAGUUUGCUGACUGCAUACAUUGGCAUCCCCGUCUUUCUUGCAAUAUACGUUGGCCACCGCUUCACCGUUGCCCGAGAUGAGCCGUGGUAUAUUGACGCCAAAGCCAUGGACCUGACGACCGGUAUGGAUCAAGUGCUUGCGGCAGAAAGACCACAGACCAAGCUCGGCGGAUCAAAAUUCGGUGGUCUCUCGCGCGUGCUUGGGUGA